AAAUCAAAAUGGAGGGUGGUCGAAACUGUGUAAUGACAGUACAACAGUGGCAACCUGAAUACAAUGAUAUGAACCAGAUAAGAGCAAUAUUCUCGUUACUGUACCUUCUUGUUUGGGUUGGAGCUAUUGUUGGCAACACUCUAGUACUUUAUGUACUCACUUUUAAUCAGGUAUCACUGUCAGUUAGGACGGUAUUUGUUGGAUGUCUAGCUGGUUCAGACCUUCUAAUGUGCCUUUUCUCGUUGCCAAUUACCGCGAUUUCUAUAUUUUCAAGAGUUUGGGUAUUUCCUGCUAUAUUUUGCAAGUUGAUCGGAGUUUUCCAGGGCGGUACGAUUUUUGUCUCAUCAUUCACAUUAACAGUUAUUGCUCUGGACAGAUGUGUACUAAUUCUACGUCCAAAUCAGGAGAUAGUAAAUUUCCCGAGAGCUGUCUUCAUUGUUUUCUGCAUUUGGCUUCUCGGAUACUCUCUAGCACUUCCUGUAGGCAUCUACAGCGACAUUGCAGUAUACGACGAAAUUUGCGGCACAUUCUGUGAAGAGAAUUGGCCUGAUUUCAAUCCGGAUACUGGAAGAUCGGGAAUUCGAAGAGCUUAUGGACUUUCUGUGUUGGUACUUCAAUUUGGUAUUCCUGCAUUGAUAAGUUCAAUUUGUUACUGGAUGAUUAGUCGAGUGAUGUCAGAUCAAUUAGCAAGAAGAAGAGGGCACAAUAUUCGACCGGAAUCUGAAACAAAGCUGGUGAAUCGAAAGACAAGAGCUAAUCGAAUGAUGAUCGUAAUGGUUGUUGGAUUCGUUCUCGCGUGGAUGCCAUUCAAUGCAGUCAAUCUCUACCGUGACCUAUUUGGAAUUUCUAAAUGGUAUUCUACAGUCUUUGCGCUUUGCCACGUAUGCGCAAUGUGCUCCGCUGUGCUCAACCCAAUCAUCUAUUCCUGGUUCAAUCCUCAAUUCCGACAAAGUAUCACCACUUUGUUCAAGGGUACUGAUGAAGCUAGAUUGAUCAAGAAGAAACCACAAUCUACCAGUAAAAUGGUUUCGUAUCCGACUAAUUUCUCCGAGAUCCGAAAAGAAACAGAAAUUGCAUCGACAAAGACAAAAAUCACAAUUGCUGAAAACGACUAUCGAGCUGGAGAUCAACUUUUAUAAACGAACUGAUUAACAAUUUUAGAAACUAAUCUGUGAUGAUUCUACCGGGUUGUUAGAUAAAAAGCUUUAAUAAAUUGUAUUUGUUCUAAA
Molecule: messenger RNA, 1229 nt
Organism: Caenorhabditis elegans
Lineage: Eukaryota; Metazoa; Nematoda; Chromadorea; Rhabditida; Rhabditidae
Gene: npr-3
Product: Neuropeptide receptor 3
Exons: 7
Coding region: 9-1139 (376 amino acids)
Biological process (GO): detection of visible light; G protein-coupled receptor signaling pathway
Cellular component (GO): membrane; plasma membrane
Molecular function (GO): G protein-coupled receptor activity
Source: RefSeq, marked reviewed